Molecule: messenger RNA, 3120 nt
Organism: Esox lucius (northern pike)
Lineage: Eukaryota; Metazoa; Chordata; Actinopteri; Esociformes; Esocidae
Gene: tgfbr2l
Product: transforming growth factor beta receptor-like
Exons: 10
Coding region: 113-1891 (592 amino acids)
Biological process (GO): protein phosphorylation; cellular response to growth factor stimulus; heart development
Cellular component (GO): signaling receptor complex; plasma membrane
Molecular function (GO): activin receptor activity; activin binding; SMAD binding
Source: RefSeq, a predicted model, not a curated record
CCAGUUGUUUCACUGAAUACGACGUCAAUAAGCUAAAUGCACUACAUCUCACUACGUAGAAAGAUACAGUGCGACCACUACGUUUUGAUCGGGUUUUAAUUUUUAUGUAAACAUGUGGUGCUGGAGAUUCUCCGCAAUUAAUAUUGUUCUUCUUUCUUUCUAUACUCCCAUCCUCUCCUUCAUAUACACCAAUGCCAACCUGUGUAAGUGGUGUGACAUUUCCAUUCCUAUCUGUGAGGAUGGUGUGUGUCUCACCAACUGUUCCAUGUCCUCCUUCUGUGCUCUGAGUGAAGAGAUCUGUGUUGCCAUAUGGCGGAAGGACAACGAGAGUAUGAGCGUGAAGACGUUAUGCCACCAGCCCCAGCAGCCCCUGGAGAACAUUGUGUUGUCCAACUACUCCUCUAAAGAGUGUGUGAUGACUCCUCAGCCCUCUGAGGACGGGGUUCUGUUUGUCUGUGGCUGCCUGGGGGAACACGAUUGCAACGAUAAGCUCAUAUUCGACAAGGGCUCCAAUGGUUUUUCCAAGCUCAAGAGUAAAGAUGUGAUCCCAGUGGUAGUGAUCAGCCUGGUCCCUCCCUUCCUAGUGGCUAUCAUCGCCACCAUGGCCUUCUAUCUGUACCGCACCAGACAGCCUGGCAAGCAGCCCAAAGACUGGGCUCCCAAACGCACACACUACCAGGCCUUGGACAUACCUGAGGGUCUCAGUGGGGAUGCCAUCACCGGCAGUGAGGACUGCCAUGGCAAGCUUUCUGCCAUCAAUGGAGAUGCCACCUCUGACAUGUCUCCCAUCCGGGCCCUUGAAUUAAACCACAAUGCAGAACAGCUGCCUAUCCAGCUGGAGGCCUUGGUAGGAAAGGGUCGCUUUGCUGAGGUGUGGCGAGCCAGGCUCCAUCACCAGUCUGCUGGUUCUCUUUACGAAACAGUGGCAGUGAAGAUCUUCCCAUCUGUGGAGUAUGUGUCUUGGCGCAAUGAGAGUGCCAUUUUAUCUGACGCCGACCUUGAGCAUGACAACAUAGUUCAGUUUCUGACAGCAGAGGAACGAGGGCCCUCUGGCUCCCCUCAGAGGCAGUACUGGCUGAUCAUGGCCUAUCACGGCCUCGGGAACCUGCAGGACUUUCUGGCAGGCCAUGUACUGAGCUGGGCUGAACUUUGUUCAAUGGCUGGUUCAGUGGCUAGAGGAUUGGCCCACCUGCACAGUGACACCACGCCCUGUGGGAUCCCAAAGGUGCCUGUUGCCCAUCGCGAUUUGAAGAGCAGCAACAUCAUGGUGAAGAGCAGGCGAGAGUGUGCACUCUGUGACUUCGGUCUUGCACUGAGGCUGGACCUCUCCCUCACCGUGGAUGACUUUGCCAACAGUGGGCAGGUGGGCACAGCUCGCUACAUGGCUCCUGAGGUUUUGGAGUCCAGGGUAAAUCUAGAGGAUCUGGAGGCUUUUAAACAAAUGGAUGUCUACUCAAUGGCCCUGGUCCUUUGGGAAAUGGUCUCUCGUUGUGAAGUCAUAGGAGAGGUUAAGAGUUACGAGCCGCCGUUUGGCUCUAAGGUGUGUGACCAACCAUGUGUGGACAGCAUGAGGGACCUGGUCCUGAGAGACAGAGGCAGACCUGAGAUUCCCACUAGCUGGACAACACAUCAGGGAAUGAAUCUGCUGUGUGCCACCAUCACCGAGUGUUGGGACCACGACCCGGAGGCCAGACUCACAGCCCACUGUGUGGUGGAGCGAUUUGGAAGUCUAGAAGAGGAGAUGGAGCAGGCGGAAUUAGACACCCUCAUUUCUAGCCAGAACCACCAGCAGGGUCCCCUGUCUGACACUUCCCCUGACAAUGUGGAUCCUCUGGCCCAAGAAACGGACGUAGAGAGGACUGCCAUCCCUGGCCAGAGUGACCUAGUAUGAGAACUCAAUCACCAAAGAGACAAACUUCUGUAUGAUAGAUUGAAAGCACUCUGCCCUAUGAACAGGAAGAGAGACAAUUUAAAAAAAAGACUUUUUCAUUUGAAGGAGCUGGUCUCCUGAUUGAUUUGUGUAAUAUAGAAUUUAUGAAGUGUUUUAUCAAUGCAGUUAUAAACCUGUGCCACCAGAUAUUUUUUAUGCACCUCAGAAAGUAUUGUUUACAGAAUUUAAGAAACAAAGACAAACAUCCAACCACUAACCAUUAUCUCAACUUCCCCUGUGAUUUACAUGGUUCACUAUGUAGGACCAGAGACCUCUGCUGAUGUGUUAUAAUGAACUUUUCCACUGCAAUCUCACAGGGUGAAACAUCCAGCACUAGGGCUGAGAGGUUUGCAUUUUUCUACAAGUACCUUCAGAUUUUUUAACAAAAAGCUGCGUUGUCUCGAAUUUUUAAUUUAUUUAUUAUCUAGGCUACCAAUAAGAAUACACAGGCCAAAAUACGUUUUUAAUUAUACUAUUGCCUACAACAAUGACUUGUUUUCCCUAUAAUGUGAAGUGCUUGUUGCCUUCAUCUGUAUACAGAGACAAGUCAUUUAUUUGCUUCUUUCAAAUCUGAAUGAGAAUUAAAGAUGCAUUCCGGGAUUGAUAGCCACAGGUUGUAAAAAAUAAUAGAUCCUGAACAAUUGUGUACUUUGUCAUUUGUGCUGAUAUGUGCCCCAUGUCAUCAAAACCACUGAUUUCAAACUUGGAAUUUGACUGAGAUAUGAUAAUGAUUCUACUUAUAUACAUAUAAACAGUAUUGUACAGCCAUCCUAAAAAAAGGUCCAAGCCUGCAUCUUUAAGAGGGGAUUAUCGGUCUUAUAUACAUCAGAAACCUCAAAGGAAGAGCUACUGCUCUCCAUGACAGUGUGGUCUGAGACUGAUCUCCACCAAUUAAAUUAUUCAUUGACAUUUCGGCGUCAUUCUAAAUGAUUUGAUCAUAUUAACCAUGCAGACUAAAGGAGUUGGUGUAGAUUUGAUUAAGCCACUAAUUAAGGUAUUAAGAUCAAAAGAAUUUCCUCUGAGAACCAAUGAUGGAAAAGCUGUUCUAUCUUAAAGACUUUUCAGCUUUGCUUUUUAGUUUCAAAAUGUUUUUCUUUGUUGUGCCAUAAUGAACAUGAACCCAAAUUAACAGAGAAAAUGAACAAAUGUGUCUAUAAUAUUAAGCUCCAAAGUUCAAUAAAGAAGAAAAU